This is a messenger RNA of Chlorocebus sabaeus (green monkey), 4816 nucleotides long. RefSeq names its product cullin 1 (gene CUL1). The record is from RefSeq and is a predicted model, not a curated record. Gene Ontology annotation, molecular function: ubiquitin protein ligase binding. Gene Ontology annotation, cellular component: cullin-RING ubiquitin ligase complex. Lineage: Eukaryota; Metazoa; Chordata; Mammalia; Primates; Cercopithecidae. Gene Ontology annotation, biological process: ubiquitin-dependent protein catabolic process.
GGUAUUUUUAUCUCAAAUUAACAGUUGACCUUACUAGAGCAAAAGAUAGUAAUUUGAGUUACUGGAUAUGACUCAAAUUUGAGUAGCUAGAUACAAACCAAGGUUCGCUAAAAUCUAAAACUUGGGCUUUUCCAACUAGUACAUCAUACUGUUCUAGAUUUGAAAGUUAUAUUUUAUUUCAUUGCUUCUGGCUUAAUGUAGUCAAAACAGUUGAGACUGUUUUGAACUUUGAUUCUGACAUCUAUCAAAUUAAUUAUCCCUCCAAACUUCGGGUCACCCAAGAGGGACAUCAGUUUUGCUGAGCUAGGGGAAAAAGAUGGAGGAAGGAUGUUUUAAAGUAGAAAAGAGCAGCAGGUGGCCUUGACCUGUGAGGUAGGAGACAAGGUUAUCUGCGCAAAGUAAAUGCAAUCUGGAUGUUAAGUGGACAUAGAAGUCGAUGGAAUAAAUUUGCUGCUAAAAAUGAUCGUGUAGGCAGGUGGAGAGUAAAGAAUAGAAAGGAGUUAAGAACCAGGAAUGGAGGCAGUGAGAAGAGGGAGGGUGGUGUGGGUGGGCCAAAUACUGCUAUUAAGGAAAAACAGAGGGUGGAGGAAACAAACAAUAAAGGGAAGGUUGACCCACUCAGCCCUUCUAUUCAGCUGGAGGAAGUCACAGAAAAGGAGGCCAUAUUGAAUGGUAAGAUUGGAGAAGACUGGUUAGGGAAUAGGAAGCUUAAGUUGUUGUCUAAAAACGCAGUUUCCAGUAAAAGGAAGAAAUUGGGACUUUUUUUUUAAAACCCGCAUAUGUACACUGGAAAACAUGGGCCACAGGGAUAAACCUUCCAUUUUUAUUUCCAACCUUACCAUGUGCUCACACAAAAAAAAGCGUUAAAUACAUCUAAGUUUUGACGAGGUUAUUCAAAAGUGUAGGAUGUAAACCAAGAAUUGUUCACACCCCAACAUCCCGCACAAAUUAAGGGAUUACAUACCUGAGUGACAAGUACAUACAAAUGCAUUACUUCUAGAGAGACUCAGAUGUGGAUAAAAGACCACAUUUCAAUAGAGGGGAUCACAUACACCGGUGGGAUGUUUCUUCAGAGACAAACCCACGUUACGCAGGAAACAGUGUGGACUCUGGCGACGGCCCUCUGCUCUGGCUGAGGAUUUCUGUCCCAGAGUGGUACAGGAAUCUGUGUAGUGUUUUCGUUUGGAGAAAACAGGAAGUUCCGCUCAUUACAUCUUUUGCCCAGAUGAUAGAGUUCGAAAUCCCCCCGGGGUUGUUCAUGGAAUGAGCCGCUCUGUUAUGCUGUGAGCCGUGGUAUUAAUCAGCCACCCCUCACUAGAUGUGGGGGUUCCACCACUCUUCCUCCACCCGUCACCACAGCAGCGGAUAGGAUCUAGGUUCAAUAUUCCAAAUAGUCAAUUAUGACAGUUAAUUUCAAAUGAGACGACUUCGAACUACACGUGAAAACAAUACUACUUUAUAUCACGACUCAUGCCAUCCGUGUAUGUAAUCAAAGCCUUCUAAGCCUUGAUUUGUCCUUACAAAGACGAAGGGUAGAGUGAAUGUCAAAAUUUGCCAAACAGGAGUUAGUGAAAGUCUGAAAGGGAAAGCCUAGUUAGGUUUUAUCUUAGAAGUGAUUUUUAAAAAGAGACACGCAGAUAGGCUCGAGCUUUCUGGAGCCGAUUCCUAAGGCCUUGCAGGUGUUAAGGGGAUCGAGAAUUGGCUGCAGGUUCCUCGGAAGUCUGCGCCGAUUCGGAGGGCCACCUGGCCACCUCUGACUUUCUGAUCUAGGGUGCAUCCCCCAGUCCCGGUCGACAAAGGUUUGCCUGCAAUGAGAUUUCAUUCUCUACAUUUAAAGGACAUCCUUUCUGAGCUGCUGUGAAUAAAUUUGGAAUGGUACUGUAUAUUUUCAUCUAAUGGAGAACUAGCUGUACUUUGAAUAAGGAUUGCUGCACUGGACGACUUUAGAACAUCCCUCACAAUGUCGUCAACCCGGAGCCAGAACCCCCACGGCCUGAAGCAGAUUGGCCUGGACCAGAUCUGGGACGACCUCAGAGCCGGCAUCCAGCAGGUGUACACGCGGCAGAGCAUGGCCAAGUCCAGAUAUAUGGAGCUCUACACUCAUGUUUAUAACUACUGUACUAGUGUUCACCAGUCAAACCAAGCACGAGGAGCUGGAGUUCCUCCUUCUAAGUCGAAAAAGGGGCAGACACCUGGAGGAGCUCAGUUUGUUGGCCUGGAAUUAUAUAAACGACUUAAGGAAUUUUUGAAGAAUUACUUGACAAAUCUUCUUAAGGAUGGAGAAGAUUUGAUGGAUGAGAGUGUACUGAAAUUCUACACUCAACAAUGGGAAGAUUAUCGAUUUUCAAGCAAAGUACUGAAUGGAAUUUGUGCCUACCUCAAUAGACAUUGGGUUCGCCGUGAAUGUGACGAAGGACGAAAAGGAAUAUAUGAAAUCUAUUCACUUGCAUUGGUGACUUGGAGAGACUGUCUGUUCAGGCCACUGAAUAAACAGGUAACAAAUGCUGUUUUAAAGCUGAUUGAAAAGGAAAGGAAUGGUGAAACCAUCAAUACAAGAUUGAUUAGUGGAGUUGUACAGUCUUACGUGGAAUUGGGGCUGAAUGAAGAUGAUGCAUUUGCAAAGGGCCCUACGUUAACAGUGUAUAAAGAAUCCUUUGAAUCUCAAUUUUUGGCUGACACAGAGAGAUUUUAUACCAGAGAGAGUACUGAAUUCUUGCAGCAGAACCCAGUUACUGAAUAUAUGAAAAAGGCAGAGGCUCGUCUGCUUGAGGAACAACGAAGAGUUCAGGUUUACCUUCAUGAAAGCACACAAGAUGAAUUAGCAAGGAAAUGUGAACAAGUCCUCAUUGAAAAACACUUGGAAAUUUUCCACACAGAAUUUCAGAAUUUAUUGGAUGCUGACAAAAAUGAAGAUUUGGGACGCAUGUAUAAUCUUGUAUCUAGAAUCCAGGAUGGCCUAGGAGAAUUGAAAAAACUGUUGGAGACACACAUUCAUAAUCAGGGUCUUGCAGCCAUUGAAAAGUGUGGAGAAGCCGCUUUAAAUGACCCCAAAAUGUAUGUACAGACAGUGCUUGAUGUUCAUAAAAAAUACAAUGCCCUGGUAAUGUCUGCAUUCAACAAUGACGCUGGCUUUGUGGCUGCUCUCGAUAAGGCUUGUGGUCGCUUCAUAAACAACAAUGCAGUUACCAAGAUGGCCCAGUCAUCCAGUAAAUCCCCUGAGUUGCUGGCUCGAUACUGUGACUCCUUGUUGAAGAAAAGUUCCAAGAACCCAGAGGAGGCAGAACUAGAGGACACACUCAAUCAAGUGAUGGUUGUCUUCAAGUACAUAGAAGACAAAGACGUAUUUCAGAAGUUCUACGCGAAGAUGCUCGCCAAGAGGCUCGUCCAUCAGAAUAGCGCGAGUGACGAUGCCGAAGCCAGCAUGAUCUCCAAGUUAAAGCAAGCUUGCGGGUUCGAGUACACCUCUAAACUUCAGCGCAUGUUUCAAGAUAUUGGCGUGAGCAAAGAUCUGAACGAGCAGUUCAAAAAGCACUUGACAAAUUCUGAACCCCUAGACUUGGACUUCAGCAUUCAAGUGCUGAGCUCCGGGUCCUGGCCCUUCCAGCAGUCUUGUACGUUCGCCUUGCCGUCAGAGUUGGAACGUAGUUAUCAGCGAUUCACAGCUUUCUACGCCAGCCGCCACAGUGGCCGAAAAUUGACGUGGUUAUAUCAGUUGUCUAAAGGAGAAUUGGUAACUAACUGCUUCAAAAACAGAUAUACUUUGCAGGCAUCUACAUUCCAGAUGGCCAUCCUGCUUCAGUACAACACGGAAGAUGCCUAUACCGUGCAGCAGCUGACCGACAGCACUCAGAUUAAAAUGGACAUUUUGGCGCAAGUCCUACAGAUUUUAUUAAAGUCGAAGUUACUGGUCUUGGAAGAUGAAAAUGCAAAUGUUGAUGAAGUGGAAUUGAAGCCAGAUACCUUAAUAAAAUUAUAUCUUGGUUAUAAAAAUAAGAAAUUAAGGGUUAACAUCAAUGUGCCAAUGAAAACCGAACAGAAGCAGGAACAAGAAACCACACACAAAAAUAUCGAGGAAGACCGCAAACUACUGAUUCAGGCGGCCAUCGUGAGAAUCAUGAAGAUGAGGAAGGUUCUGAAACACCAGCAGUUACUUGGCGAGGUCCUCACUCAGCUGUCCUCCAGGUUCAAACCUCGGGUCCCUGUGAUCAAGAAAUGCAUUGACAUUCUAAUUGAGAAAGAAUAUUUGGAGCGAGUUGAUGGCGAAAAGGACACCUACAGUUACUUGGCUUAACCCUUCUGGAAGGGUCUGACUGUGUGACCCGCGGCAAAUAGUUCAUGUUGGAAAGAAUGAAAACAACUCAAGUUCAUAGCAGCCAGCCUGCCGCCAUUGGACCUCCCUUUUUAAAACUGAGACCAAGACUCCCAUCAGCUGGUCUCGGAUUUACAUCGGAACUGCUCAGGAUUGAUACAUUUCAAGUCUGUAAAUACGGACACCAACGCCAUUUACCCUAAUUUAAGAACAGCGGGGACUGACCCUCCAUGCCGAGGGCUGCAUGCUACCGCAUCUACGUCAAUACAUGGGCUCCCCGAUUCGCAGCUGUCGCCUUGGCAGCACUUGUCACGUUGGCAGCACUUUGAGAGCAAGUGUGAAUGGACCCACAUGUAAUCUGCUAUGAAAACCAUUUGUAUAGUGUGUUUCAUUUUUUAAUGUGUGAAAAUAAAGAAAAUUAAAGGAUUUCUGUACAAGUCGCAUUUGGUUUUGUUUUAAGUUUUACUAAUUUCUAUAUGUAAAUAAAAGAUAUAAUGAUUGUGCAAA